AUGUGGCCACUGCUGCCACCAACGGCUCUCCUACUUGUAGUAUCGGCUGGCCUGAAGGCUGCAGAUCCCCCAAAGGCUGUGGUGUCCCUAGACCCUCCAUGGUUCAGGGUGCUUACGAAGGACAGUGUGACUCUGAAGUGCCAGGGAACCGGCCUCCCUGGGGACAAUUCCACACAGUGGUGGCACAAUAACAGCCUCAUCGAAAGCCACAAGUCCAGCUACUUCAUCGCAGAUGCCAGAGCUGAGGACAGUGGAGAGUACAGGUGCCAGACACGCCUCACCACACUCAGUGACCAGGUGCAGCUGGAAGUCCACAUGAGCUGGCUGUUGCUCCAGACAGUUCAGUUGGAGUUCCAGGAGGGGGAGGCCAUUCAACUGAGAUGCCACAGCUGGAAAAACACCGUUGUGCAAAAAGUCACGUAUCUUCGGAAUGGCAAAGGCCAGAAGUAUUUUCAUCAGAAUUCCCUCUUCUGCAUUCCAAAAGCAACACGUAAUGACAGUGGCUCUUACUUCUGCAGGGGGCUUAUCGGGAAAAAAAAUGAGUCUUCAGAGACUAUAAACAUCACUGUUCAAGUGGACACAGGCCUGUAUUUCUCUAUGUGGAAAGCCCUUCGAAGCUCAAUGAGGCUGGAAGAACUGCAAAGACAGAUGGAGCUGGAACCCUCAGGAAAAUGA
Messenger RNA from Orycteropus afer afer, 675 nucleotides. The record is from RefSeq and is a predicted model, not a curated record. Lineage: Eukaryota; Metazoa; Chordata; Mammalia; Tubulidentata; Orycteropodidae.